Molecule: messenger RNA, 2009 nt
Organism: Artibeus jamaicensis (Jamaican fruit-eating bat)
Lineage: Eukaryota; Metazoa; Chordata; Mammalia; Chiroptera; Phyllostomidae
Gene: NOTUM
Product: notum, palmitoleoyl-protein carboxylesterase
Exons: 12
Coding region: 104-1615 (503 amino acids)
Molecular function (GO): hydrolase activity
Source: RefSeq, a predicted model, not a curated record
GGCAGCCGAGCCGGGCGCACGGCGGGCUGGUGGUGCGCGACGAGCGACGCCGAGAAGCCCGGGCAGCGGGGCCGCGGUGGCCGCCGGCCGGAUCGGCGCGGCCAUGGGCCGAGGGGUGCGCGUGCUGCUGCUGCUGAGCCUGCUGCACUGGGCCGGGGGCAGCGAGGGCAGGAAGACCUGGCGGCGCCGCAGCCAGCAGCCGGCCCCGCAGCCGCCCCCGCAGCCGUCCCCGCAGCGGGCCGAGGCAGCGCCCGCGGCCGGACCGCCGGUGGAGAGCUUCCCGCUGGACUUCACGGCCGUGGAGGGCAACAUGGACAGCUUCAUGGCGCAGGUCAAGAGCCUGGCGCAGUCCCUGUACCCCUGCUCCGCGCAGCAGCUCGACGAGGAGCUGCAUCUGCACCUUCUGCUCAACACGUCGGUGACUUGCAAUGACGGCAGCCCCGCCGGCUACUACCUGAAAGAAUCCAAGGGCAGUCGGCGGUGGCUCCUCUUCCUGGAAGGCGGCUGGUACUGCUUCAACCGGGAGAACUGCGACUCCCGCUACAACACCAUGAGGCGCCUCAUGAGCUCCAGCGACUGGCCGAGCACCCGCACAGGCACGGGGAUCCUGUCCUCCCAGCCAGAGGAAAACCCGCACUGGUGGAAUGCCAACAUGGUCUUCAUCCCCUACUGCUCCAGCGACGUCUGGAGUGGGGCUUCGCCCAAGUCCGACAAGAAUGGAUACGCCUUCAUGGGCACCCUCAUCAUCCAGGAGGUGGUGCGAGAGCUGCUGGGCAAGGGGCUGAGCGGGGCCAAGGUGCUGCUGCUGGCAGGCAGCAGCGCGGGGGGCAUCGGGGUGCUGCUGAACGUGGACCGCGUGGCUGAGCAGCUGCAGGAGCUGGGCUACCCGGCCAUCCAGGUGCGGGGCCUGGCCGACUCGGGUUGGUUCCUGGACAACAAGCAGUACCGCCGCACAGGCUGCAUGGACAUCCUCACCUGCGCACCCACGGAGGCCAUCCGCAGAGGCAUCAGGUACUGGAACGGCUUGGUCCCGGAGCGCUGCCGGCGCCAGUUCAAGGAGGGCGAGGAGUGGAACUGCUUCUUUGGCUACAAGAUCUACCCGACGCUGCGCUGCCCGGUGUUCGUGGUGCAGUGGCUGUUUGACGAGGCCCAGCUGACCGUGGACAACGUGCACCUCACGGGGCAGCCGGUGCAGGAGGGCCAGUGGCUGUACAUCCAGAACGUGGGCCGGGAGCUGCGGCACACGCUCAAGGACGUGUCGGCCAGCUUCGCCCCUGCCUGCCUCUCCCACGAGAUCAUCCUCAACAGCCACUGGACGGAUAUCCAGGUGAAGGGGACCUCGCUGCCGCGGGCCCUCCACUGCUGGGACAGAAGCCUCCAGGACAGCCACAAGGCCAGCAAGGCCCCUCUGAAGGGCUGCCCGGUCCACCUGGUGGACAGCUGCUCCUGGCCGCACUGCAACCCGUCUUGCCCCACCAUCCGGGAUCAUUUCACGGGGCAGGAGAUGAGUGUGGCCCAGUUCCUCCUGCACCUGGGCUUCGACGUGCACACCGUGGCGCAGCAGCAGGGCCUGGAGCCGGGCAGGCUACUUGGGAUGCUGAGCAGCGGGAGCUAGGCCGCCCGCCACCCUCCUGUCCUCCUGGGAUGGCCCAGCCCGGGCUGGCAGCGCCCACGCCCGGUCUGGAUGCCCGCCCCCAGCAGCCUUCACUGCCCCUCCACCACCUCUGACAAGAGGCCUAGCCGCAGGCAGCGGCCUCGGGGACCCCCCCCCCCCGCCAGCCUCGCCCGCCUGCAGCCCGCAGCGGGGAGCCAGAGCACUGGAUUCCUCAGCACCCCGCACCCCAGCCCCCAGCCAGCCCUGGCCUCUCCUGCCCUCUCAUAUUAUUUUAUAAAGUGACUCUUUUAUUACUUUAAUUUUUUAAAGGAAAAUAAGCAAGAAAUAUAUGACGAAUGAUAUUGUUUUGUAACAUAUAUUUUUAAAUAAUGAAAAUCAAGACGACAAAAGAACU